UUUUGAGAACUUAGACUGCCAGUGUUACUGAUGGACUAAUGUGAUAAAAAAAAAGUUUGAGCAAUGGGAAGAGGAACUUGGCUGUCUGCCAAUGAAGAAAGAGCCAGCUAAAGGACUGUUUGUUUACGCCAGUUAGUCAGGAUUCAUAUUCUCUUAUGUUAUCCAUGAGGCAGCCUCAUUGCAUUUCAAGUGGGUUUCCUUUCUUAGGCUUGAAGAUUGGUUAUUUUAAAAAAUGAGCUUUAUGGAUCAAGAUGUGUUUGGACAAGCCCUUGAAGAUGCCUUGGAAGUGUUACAACAGGAGUCCAGCAGUGAUUUUGGUUAUGAACCAGAUUAUAGCAACUGCUUGACUUAUCAUCACCUUCACAUCAGAACCAAUUCAAGUCACUUGACAGAGUCAUUCACAGAGAAACCAUUCUAUAGUUGGAAGAAUACAAUAGAUUUUGAAGCCAACUUAUAUCCAGACUGUACUGUCUACCAAGCCCUGCAGACUGUUCCAGAAACUCAAGAGAUUUGUUCUACUACACCUCUUCAGCUGAAAGGAGGCAAAGGCAGGAAAAAACUGCGCCUUUUUGAAUACCUUCACGAAUCUCUACAUAACCCAGACACAGCUAACUGCAUUCAAUGGAUAGACAAACCCAAUGGGGUCUUCCAGUUCAUCUCCAAAAACAAGGAAAAACUGGCAGAGCUCUGGGGGGAGCGCAAGGGCAACCGUAAGAUCAUGACCUACCAGAAAAUGGCCAGAGCCCUGAGGAACUAUGGGAAAACAGGGGAAAUAGUUAAAAUCCGGAGAAAGCUGACUUAUCAGUUUGGGCCUAUGGUCUUGCAAAGGCUAUCCCCAGCUUCCUUUCUGGAAAAGGAUGCAGAAGUUGGCCAGUACGCCCACCCUGACCAAGGGUGCCACUAUGUUGAUGACUGUCUCUCUUACGAUUAUUACUCUUGCAACAAUGGCCAUGAGCUACAUCAGUAACAAAAGUCCUGUCUGUUAGCAGAUCUUAGUAAUCAGAGAGAAGACACACAAGACCCAAUUCUGAUACAUACAUUUCCACCUCUCUUUUGAGAUCAUGAAUGCGCAUAUGCUACCUCUGUGUCACCACAGAUUUUAAUAGGAUUCCUUGUCCCAAUUGUGCUGUACUUUUGUGUCCCUAAAGUUUAAUAGGCAGUAGUUAACUUCUUCUUAAUCUUCUUAAUCUUUUGAUAGGUUAUUCUGCUGGUGUAAAUGUGUUUACUCUGCUUAUUUUACUCCUGUUUGUUUUUCAUAAUUGAUACAAUAAAGUUUGGAAAAUGGGGCGGCGGAAAUGAA
Molecule: messenger RNA, 1300 nt
Organism: Heteronotia binoei (common prickly gecko)
Lineage: Eukaryota; Metazoa; Chordata; Lepidosauria; Squamata; Gekkonidae
Gene: SPIC
Product: Spi-C transcription factor
Exons: 8
Coding region: 233-967 (244 amino acids)
Biological process (GO): cell differentiation; regulation of transcription by RNA polymerase II
Cellular component (GO): nucleus
Molecular function (GO): DNA-binding transcription factor activity, RNA polymerase II-specific; sequence-specific DNA binding
Source: RefSeq, a predicted model, not a curated record